GUGGAGAUACGAGAGACGGCUGAGAACGCAGGGACGCUCUGGUUAUGUCAUGUUGCACUACCUCCUCCUGCGACCUUUUACCUACUUUCCCCUCACAUGACAGUCGACAUUUGUGUUAGCGGACGCCGAGCCAGGGGAGCAAGAAAAUCUAAACACAGUAGGUGGUCCUGUCUGAAUUGGAAGAGAGAGCUGGAAAAAUGUUGAGGAAUAUCUUGGCCCGUUUUUCCCGACCUGCUCUGCAGAGAUGCACCUCUUCUACAGCUUGCCAGGUUGUUAGGUCUUGUAGAUCGGAAAAGGUUCUUCGUCCACCCCCUGCUUGUCCGACAUUUCUGCAGCUUCGUGGACAGCAAACUUUGGGUUCAGCCUCCCUCCCUGUGGCCAGCCACUUUAUGAGACAUGCCCGGGCGUUGGAUGAAGAGCGACUUGUGGAGGUUGAGUGGGAAGAUGGAGGCCAGAGCCUGUACCCCUUCACAUGGCUGAGAGACAACUGCCAGUGCUCUCUGUGUACCCUGAAAUCAGCUCAGGCCCGCAAACUGUUGAUGGCCGAUCUGGACAUCCACACAGGCAUUGAUGUUGUGGAGGUUACCAAUGAUAACAAGGUGUCAAUUGUGUGGCCUGACCAGCAUACCAGUAUGUUUGAAGCAGAGUGGCUGAAGAAACGCAGUUUUUCUCAAGAGGCGAGACAAACAAUGCAAGAAGAGCUCUUCCUCAAUGAACGUUAUCACUGGGACAGCAAACUGCAUAUUCCCACGGCCAACUACCAGGAUGUGCUCAAUGAUGACAAGGCAGCGCUGGCGUGGCUUGUGGCUUUGAAACGCGUCGGCAUGGUCUACCUGAAGGGGGCUCCGGCAGAGCUUGGUCAAGUGGCCAGACUCGCUGAGAGGAUUGGUUAUCUCCGGCUGACGUUCUACGGGCACACAUGGCAGGUCCAGGACAAGUACAUGGCCAACAAUGUAGCCUACACCCCAGGAAGACUCAGCCUCCACACUGACUACCCUGCAUUACACUUUUCACCUGGAGUGCAGUUCCUGCACUGCAUCAACCAAGCCGAGAUAGGCGGGGAGAGCGAGGUGGUGGAUGGUUUCCACACGGCCGAGCUGCUGCAAAGAGAAGACCCCGAGGCCUUCCGCAUGCUCACCUCGCUCCUUGUGGACUUCACUGACAUGGGGACGGACUACUGUGACUUCCUGCUGCAGUCCAAGAAGAGCAUCAUCGACGUCAAUGCCCAGGGUCGGGUUGUGAGAAUAAACUACAACAAUGCCACCAGAGACUCCGUGCUGGACCUCCCUCUCCAUCAGGUCCAGCCCUUCUACAGAGCGCUCAAGGCCUACGUGGACAUCAUGAACCGACCUGAGAAUGUGGUCACCUACAAGAUGGAGCCAGGUGACAUUGUGACCUUUGACAACUGGCGUCUCCUGCACGGCAGAAGGAGCUACGUCAGCAGGCCGGACAGGCUGCGCCACCUGGAAGGUGCCUAUCUGGACUGGGACGAAGUCAUGUCUCGCCUGCGAAUACUCCGCAACUCGGUGGACGAGGCGGACGCCACGCCAUGAUUAGCCAUGAUUAGCCAUGAUUAGCCAUGUAAGCAAACAGGUAAAUGAAAGGUAAAGUCGUUUACAGCAACGGGAUUACAUGAUGGACAUUGUCUUCCAUGCUGCCAAACUGUCAGUUCGCAGACCGUUUGGCCAAAUAUAUCUUAAAUAUAUCAUAAAUCAUAAUAGUACAAGACCGUGCAUCAGGUCACAUGUUGGGGUAAAAGCCUCGGGUUCUACCUGCAGACCUUCAGUGCAACACGCCAAUGCAAAGCUCUGCUAUUUAUGAACGCUGCUGUUUUAUGACAUUCUUAAUGUCUUUUUACAAGUCAACUUUUAAAGGAAUCGGAUUGGUUGUCUUUCAAGUUUGUUCCAACAUUUUGUACCCCCCCCCCCACAUUGUUGUUGCCUUCAUGCUUAACUCUUCUUUGUGCACAAAGAGGAGGUUUAAAGUUUGUAAAUGUCAAGUUUCUUAACUUCGGAAGGGACUUGACCUCCCACCUGAAGGUGUCCUCAUCUCCAAACGUGUGAGUAACUGUGGCUCGUUUUUGCUUCAUGGCGGAUUCUCAUGGUGUUUGCCAAACCCCAACCAAGAAUGCUGAUGUUAGAAUACCGUACUGCGUGAGAGUAUUAGGCCACCAGUAACCUCGUUGAGUCAUGAAGUCCGUCACAAUAAUCAUUUUGAUGCAGUGAAAAGCAAAUAAUCGGACAGACAGGAGGAGUAGGAGUACCGUGGAUGUUGAGGAUUCGGGAUUGAAAUCCUUAAAAACGGUAGUUGUUCCCACUGGAAUCCCGGAAUGUAACCCUGGCAAAAAGUAAAUAUCUGCUGUACAUAAAAAAAAAAAUCAAAAAGUGAUAUGCAUCAAAUUUUGACAAAAGAAUAACCCAUUUGGGUCAAUGGAAUAACCCAUUCCAUUUGGUGAGCAUCUGGAUACACGGACGAAUACGGGAAUUUGUGACGACUGCGUGAGUCACCGCAGUGGUUAAAGUGAUUCCUUUUACUGACUCCAUUACUCGUGAGUCACUCACUGAAAAAAAAAACGUCUUACUCGAUACAUUCAUCACCAAGUGGAUGUCCAGAAACUGAAACCACGUUUAAUCAUACCAGCCAAAGGUAAUGGAGGUCAAAGUGUUGUGUUCAAAGACCAACAUCCCCUGUAUUGACAGUCCAUCUGCUGUUCAGGUUUUAUUUUAGCGACCUGAUCCCAAAUCUCUCUCGCAGCCUUUUGGCUUCUUAUGCAAAUAGCAGGAAUACAAUUUUAAAUAUAACUGUACAAAAUAUAUAACUCGCAUUGUUGUUCAGUUGAUGAUUCAUUCAUGAAUCACAUUUCAGUGAAACACGAGUAUUCGCCCACCGGUGAGUCAAUUUACUGAUUUCCGGAGUACCUUUGACUCGCCAUAGGCAGGAAACAGGAAAUGAGAGAUGGUUUGAGGCAGGCAGUGCCAAUUGAUGCUAAUUGAUGUUGUUUUUCAUUUAGCUGGAGGAUUGAGUCAGUGAACAAGUUCAUGGAAUGAGAGUCAGUGGGUCCGAUGGUUUGUUCAUGAGUUGCACAUUUUGACUAUGUUGCCGUGAAUAAGCCAAGGAGUAGCCUACUGACCAUCAAACAGAUGGACAGUUGCAUUUUUCUGAGUUUUGUUAAUUACACCUGAGUCAGGAACAUGAAUUAACUACAAAUAUAUAUAUAUAUAUAUAAUAAAUAUGUACCAAUAUAUGUACCAAUACCAAUGUGCGCCCAAACGGUCAACAAAAAUGACUGCUUCCACUCUUUCCUCUCUCCUACCCUCAGCACAAGCAAGUGCCCGCCAUUCAUGGCCUCUGGGUGUGUAAGCAGGUACACCCACCUGUGCCCAUGUGACCACGCCCCAUACGCUCAUUUACGCUCUUUUAACACAAACUUCAAAGUAUCUAUCAGUGGCUUAAGACUUUUGCACAGUAUUGUUUGUCCUGUGGGGUUUUUACAACGGCCAGUAAUCAAAUCCAAUGAUUUCUGACACCGUAACUAUUUCCUGUUAGUAUACUUCAUUUCCUUUCUGUUGACUUAUUUAUUUGUACAGACUGUUGAAUAAUUGUUUGCAAGUUAGUCUUCUUGUGCCUUUUUCUUCUCCUGGUCUUCAUUGAUUCUGCUGCUUCUUGUCAAUCAGUGACGUUUUGUAAAGAGUACUGUCACUGUACUAUACUGUACUGUACUGUACUGUACCUAAAAUAAACCAAAGUUGGUCAUCUUUCAACCAGAGAAGGACACACUACUCCAGUUUGGACAAGUUUAUUCUACAUCUCGCUAAAGCUGUACAGUCUAUGAAUAUUUCCACCUGGUCUUUCAUACGUUCUCACACCACAGCAGCCAGUCGACACGACCACAGACGACCACUUCAAGCACAACAAGCUUUGUCGCAUUCAAUUUCAAUUGAGUGGAGACGAUUCAGGUGUUCUCGUCACAUUUAGGAGGUGGCGUUUUUG
Messenger RNA from Doryrhamphus excisus (bluestripe pipefish), 3990 nucleotides. It is a transcript of the gene bbox1, whose product is annotated as butyrobetaine (gamma), 2-oxoglutarate dioxygenase (gamma-butyrobetaine hydroxylase) 1. The record is from RefSeq and is a predicted model, not a curated record. Gene Ontology annotation, biological process: carnitine biosynthetic process. Gene Ontology annotation, molecular function: iron ion binding; gamma-butyrobetaine dioxygenase activity. Gene Ontology annotation, cellular component: mitochondrion. Lineage: Eukaryota; Metazoa; Chordata; Actinopteri; Syngnathiformes; Syngnathidae.